AUGAAGUGGAUCAUAGUUCAUUUUGUUGAUGAUAAUGUUGUGGAGGCAGUACCAUCUAAUUGGGUGUACGACGACACUUGUUAUUGGCCACCUUAUAAAGGAUCAAAAUUAACGCAAGCGAUGUCAUCGUCUCCAAUAAUUGAUGAGUGGGAAGUAUGUAGAAUACGGCAAUUAGCGAAUGGACAAAAAUAUGAUAAUUUGCUAAAGGCAAAAACAAAGUGUGCGAAAGCAGAACAUACAUCGGAUCUUAAUUCCGAUGUGGAAAUUAAAAGAAAAAAGAAACGAUUUUUUGAUGAAAAUAAUUCCGGAGACGAUAUCGCUCAGGUUAAUAAAUACCCUACCCUUCGACAAAAAACUUCGUCAAGUCGAACAUCACACAAAAGACACAAAAAGUUAACACCAAGGUUUCCGAAAGUUCAAGUGACUCUUCCGAAAAUGAUGAUAUACGAAAUCCACAACUACCUCCUUCACCAUCUAAAAGUAUCUGCUGUGAAAUCAUCUACAUCACAAUCUGCAGUCAGAAAUAAAUAUGACGUUAAUUCUACUGCAGCAAGGAAAUCUAACCAUGAGAAAGAAAAUCGUGAACAUCUAUCCAGCAUAUUUACUUUCGAUACAUCUUCAUGUGAAACUUUAAAAUCAUCUAAUAAUCUAUGUGAUAACAAUUUCAAAAGACAAAUAUUACGACAAUUGCAAAUAAUUAAUCUUAGACAGCAACAGAUUUCAGAGGAUCUCAGUGUAUUAUUAACGAAAGCAAAUUCUGACAAAAAUGAACCAAUUACAUCCAAUAAAAAUUCCAUAUUUAAAACCUAUAAUUUUCCUUUGAAAACAUUACCAGAAUUGGAAGAACUAGAAGAAUUUUUAGGCCAAGAGGAAAAUUUCAAAAAUUUGGUCAAAGAAAUUAAACAAAUUGGAGGUACAUCUUACAAAAAUAUGGUGAAACGCAUGUUGCCAAGAAUAAUGUCUGAUGAUUUGGCCAAAGAAUAUAGUUGGAUAGGUUGGAAAGGAAAACAUAAUUUCUCCAAUCUUUGAACUUGCUCAGCAAUAAUAACUGCUACUCAAAUGACGCAUAGUUGCUCCGAAGUUGUGAUAGAGAUUGUAAUUAAAUAUUGGCUUGUAAAAGCUAAUGAACGAAAGAUGUAAUCACAGAAAAAAAAGAAAUCUUAAGAUCG
Molecule: messenger RNA, 1169 nt
Organism: Odontomachus brunneus
Lineage: Eukaryota; Metazoa; Arthropoda; Insecta; Hymenoptera; Formicidae
Exons: 6
Coding region: 1-1029 (342 amino acids)
Source: RefSeq, a predicted model, not a curated record